CAUCUCCAGUCGGUGUGGAGAAGCUGGGAGUCUGGAGGAGCAGCAGGAGCAGGCAGCACAGAGUUCAGCGGCUCCCGCGUCCGUCCGACACUUAGCUAGAGCUGCUCCCCAGCAGGCAGUGGAGGUGAUGAUGGCGGCGGCUGUAGAGAGAGGAGGCGUCCGGGCCGCUUUCCUGAACCCGAGCAGCGGUGGCGGUGGUGGACCAGCACCGACAACCCUCCCAACCGGAGCGUUAGCCGGGGCUGUGGUCCUGGGCUCGGGCUCCGGCAGCAUGCCUGUACCCAUGAACCUCUUCGCGACCUGGGAGAUAGACCGAUCAUCCCCGAGCUGCGUUCCGAGGCUCUGCAGCCUCACACUGAAAAAGCUGGUUGUCCUAAAAGAACUGGAUAAAGAACUGAACUCCCUGUCUAUAGCUGUCAAAAUACAGGGUUCUAAGCGUCUUCUGAGAUCGAAUGAGUACGUCCUCCCACCCAGUGGACUGAUGGAGACAGAUCUGGAGCUCACAUUCUCACUACAGUACCCCCAUUUUCUGAAGAGGGACGCUAACAGACUGCAGAUCAUGCUGCAGAGGAGGAAACGCUACAAGAAUCGAACAAUCCUGGGUUACAAGACUUUGGCUGUGGGAGUUAUCAAUAUGGCUGAGGUGAUGCAACACCCGACAGACGGAGGACAGAUUCUGGGUCUCCAUAGCAACGUGAAGGAGGCGCCAGUGCGUGUGGCGGAGAUCAGCGUGUACUCACUGUCCAGCCAGCCCAUCGACCACGAGGACGGUAGCGGACAGGCUGGCCAAAAGACAAAAACCUCAGACCGCUCCCCAGACAUGGAUAACUAUUCUGAGGAGGACGAUGACAGCUACUCGUCAGAGCAGGAAGCCAGUGAUGACGCAGUUCAUGGCCAGGAUCUUUAUGAUGAAGACGAUGAGGUCAGGAAGCCCAAGAAAGCCCGGAGGAAAAUGAUCCGAACCACCUCCAUGACCAGGCAACCUAACUUCAAACAGAAGUUUGUGGCCUUGCUCAAGAGGUUCAAGGUAACAGAUGAGGUCCUGGACUCUGACCCAGUAGACCAGACCCAGGAAGUGGAGGAGGAUCUGGACUUACUUUACGACAGUCUGGAGGUGUACAACCAGAGUGACAGUGGGCCAGAGAUGGAGGACAAUGAGAGUGUCCUGAGCACUCCCAAGCCCAAACUCAAGCCAUUCUUUGAAGGCAUGUCUCACUCCAGCUCCCAGACAGAGAUUGGAAGCAUACACAGCCAAAAAAGCCAGCAGAGAGAGCUGUCAUGUCCGAGUGGAGACUUUCUGACUGUGGAGAGAUGUAAAGUGCAAGGAGCCCGGUAUCAAGAUGACAGCAUCACAGACACGACCAUUGGGGAGCCAGAGACUGACGACAGCGGGCCAGGGCCAGGGGAGGUGAGCAGCUGGGAUGUCAACACUGAACGGAUGACCAGCACUGUUGGCAAGCUCUGCAAAACUGAGUCCCAAAACCACAUGUCUCCCAGCAAAGUGGAGAACAGGCUGCAGAGGCGUCCUCGCAGCACCUCUAUGAAAGACAGACAGAACUCCAAGGCCCAGAGCGACAGGACCAGCAGCAUGGAGAGCGAGUGCUCCCCAGACUCACGACUUAUAGCACAGGUUCCCAGGAAGUCUGUGUAUGACCAGCUGAACCAGAUCCUCAUCUCUGAUGAACGCUUACCAGAAAGCAUCAUCCUCAUCAACACCAUGGAGUGGCAAGGACAGUAUGUAGCCGAGUUGCUCCAUGAACAGAGCCAGCCCAUUGUGUCCACCUGCUCUGCUGCAGAUGUUCAGGCUGCCUUCAACACCAUCGUUACUCGCAUCCAGAGAUUCUGUAACUGCAACGCACAGACACCACCAACCAUGAAGGUGGCUGUGGCAGGCGACCAGAGUUACCUCAGCACCAUCCUGAGGUUCUUUGUGGAGCAGCUGGCCAACAAGACACCUGACUGGCUCAGUUACAUACGCUUCCUGGUCAUCCCUAUAGGCUCUCAUCCCCUGGCCAAGUAUGUGGCGUCCUUUGACAGCAGAUUCAACAGCAUCUUUAUGGACACUGCAUGGAGGGAGCUGUUCUGCAGGACGGAACGGCCCGCCUCAGAUAACAUAGAUGUAGCAGGUCGGGUUGUUCAGUACCUGGCCGGUGCCAACGUGUCUCACCAGUUCCCCAUCUCAGAAGCCAUGCUCACCUACAAACAGAAGAGCCCCGACGAGGACUCCUGUCAGAAAUUUGUACCAUUUAUUGGGGUUGUGAAAGUUGGGAUUGUGGAGCAAAGCCUCUCAACCUCAGUGGACUCAGAUGAUGCGAUGGGGGGCAACACAAGCAUCCUGUCAUCCCCAACGCCCCCAUCGGCUGGUCCGUAUGGGAAGGAGAUCGGGGGAACCCCACCACAGUCUCCCUCUGUAUCCACCGCCCUGUCUGGAGCUGGUUCUCCGUGUUCAGGCAGUGAAGUGAUGGGGCUCCAGGUGGAUUACUGGACGUGGCAAGGCCCCGAGAAGAAGAAAGAGGGAGAGAAGAGAGACGUGGGACUAAAGAACACCCUGAAGAGUAACUUCCGUUCACUUCAAGUCAGCCGCCUGCCCUGCGGAGGAGAACUCACCCCUCCACCCAGCAUGGCUAUGACCGUAGUCACCAAGGAGAAGAACAAGAAAGUGAUUUUCCUCAGCAAAAAGCCCAAGGAGAAAGAGCUGGACUCUAAGAGCCAAGUGAUUGAUGGCAUCAGCAGGUUGAUCUGCACAGCCAAGCACCAGCACACGAUGCUGAGAGUCACUAUCGAUGGAGUGGAGUGGAAUGAUGUCAAGUUUUUCCAGCUCGCUGCCCAGUGGCCAACACAUGUCAAGCACUUCCCGGUGGGAAUCUUUGGUUACACUAAGCCCGUGUGACCCUGGCCACCAUCCUCUCACCACCACCAGACUCUCCGCUGCACUUGUCUCACCGAGAGGCUACAGAGAAUUAGAGGAAAAGCCAACGGGGCCCCCGGCAGUAAUAGUUUUCCUGUGGAAAUCUUACUGACUCACAACCACGUGUUCAAUACACAAAUUUCAUGUUGUCAAUUUGAUGUUUUUGAUGUUGAUGUUGGGUGGUGGUGUUGUUUUUUUACACACUACAAAAAGAACAAGUACUAUUUUGUAAGAUUUGUGCUACCGCCUCGGAGGUAUUUUGAGGUUUUUGACAAUUUGCCACAUUUCGAUAAUGGCAGCUGUGUUUGCACUUUGUUUUUGUUAACAUUUUAUUAUUUCUGUGAAAUCCUACAUUUAUUGUUACUCUAUAGACAAUGGAGGAGUGUGAUGGUGAUGUGCAGUGGCGUGUGUGAGAUUGUUUGAGACCGUGUUUGUGUUUGUUGUUGAAAGUUGGAAUAUUGCUGUGAAUCUAGACGGAAACCUUCUCUUCUAACUCAGUGCUCAGUUUUCUUACUCGUCCCUUUACUUUCUCGGAAAGGUAAAUUUUUAUAGCAAAGAACGCGAAAAUUCUUUUUGCCUCGUUGCUUUUAAGCACACUGUGUACCUAAAGCAAAUCCUAAAAAAACAACAUAAGCAAGGUAUUUUUGAAGGUAGCUAUAAUGAAUGUAGCUAUGACACAUUUGUAAGCAAUUCAUUCAUUGAAAGUGCUGAAGAUUUUGUAAUGAUGUUAGUGUACAGACUGUACAGUAACAACCACUUAGAAGCAGGGUAACAUGACACAAAACAACAUAUUUCAACUCCCAACAGCUGAAUGCCAAAUUUUUGUGUUAUUGUUUCAAGGCCCUGAUUUGUUGGUUUUUUUGUUUUUUUUUUACACCCCCCUCAGCGGUAGUCUCCACCUGCGAUGUAAUUAGGCCUUCUAGGAGUAAUUUCAGAUUUUAACAGCAUCUGUUUGUGCGUUCAACUUGAUGCACUGGUUUAUCUGAGAGGACGUCUCACAGACCUGAAGUAACUUAGCAAAUUCUGAAUCGCUCCAGAUGUGCAGUGAUGUGCCAAAGUCAAGUUUGUUUUACAGUCUAACCACCAGAGCUCUUGGCUUGGCCAAACUUCAUAGUAUGUUGAGCUGCAAACUGAAAUCAUAUAUAUAUAUAAUAUAUUUGUGGUCCCUGUGGAGAUCAGUAUUAAAAUUACUGAAUUCAUUUUGAAAAAAAAAAACUAUUUACUAUUGCUCCACUUUUGGCCAAAUCUAAACACGUGAAGCAUUUACAGUAGUGUGCACAUUCUACUAAAGCAAUUACCGUUGUGUCCUUUUUAAUACAGCUUCACCGUGGCUGGACAUGUAAGUAGUACCCAACCUAGAACAUACUGAGAAGUUGGUCAUUCAGUAUUGUUUAGGCCCGUUAUGGAAAAAUGACUAAUAAGAAUGAGUUGGUCUGACUUGAAACAUGCUUUGAGAUCAGUAUCGAGCGAAAUGCAAGUAUUGAAUAGUUUUAAAAAUAUGAUGAAAAGUGUAUGAAGUCUUGCCAGAUGUCCAAGUCACUGCCUAUGUGUGUCUGUGUAGGUGUGCUAUAUGUUUGAUGGUACUCCCUGAAUAGUGUUACGUGAAACUUUUGCAAUAGGAAACCUUUGGACAAAGGGCCUUCUGUAUGAGUUUGUUGUUGCUUUUUAUAAAGUGAAGACUUACAAGCUUUGAUAGGCUGGCUUUUUUUUAGUAUUGUAUAUAAAUAUAUAUAUACAAGAUGUAUUAUUGUGAAUUGCAAAUCCCCCCCCUUCCACUAAAUUGAAAGCACAAAUAGCUUACUUUUAUUUCUUGACAUAAAUGCCAAAUAUAUUUCCAGAACUCAAGAACUAUGAAGUCGACUUGUACAAUGCAAACACUAUUAGGUUGUUAUGUAAUUUCUCAUACAUUUCCCUCACUUUGUAAUGCACUUUCAUGUGGUUUUAUACACAUUUUAGCUCAAAUUGGGACACAGUUUGGUUUUGAGGUGAAGUGUUAGAGGUGUUAUUUUUGAAAUGUAAACCACUACCUAUAGACAAGAGAAGGCCGUUUUUUUUGUUUGUUUUUUUUAAAUAGUUUUGAAAAUGAUCCUUUUUCAUGGGGAUGUUGUGUUUAUGUUGAUGGGUUCAAGCGCCCUCUGAGGUCUGAAAAAAACCUUCAUGGCUGUCUGUUACUUAAUGUUUUGCCACUUGAUGUUGAAAAUCUUAUUUUGCAGCUACCACCGUAUGUGUCUGCCUGUGACUAAACAGUCAAACUUUGAUGUCUCCUGCUUUUUGAGAGUGUUCACUAUCUUCUCUUAGCUGGGAGACAAACUGGCCCUUACUCAUUAAUAAACUCGGGCUGUGAAGUGUUAGCCACGGCAGAGGCGUUUGAGGGAAUUUGUCAUGUGUUAGCCUUUUAAAAACUAAACGGGCAUAAUGUCAAGUGUAUUUCAGUGUAUUUGACCUCAAGUUUUAUUUUUUUUUGCCCUGAAUCUAGAGGUAGCAUGGGGGUGUUAUACAAGGCUGGAUCAAUGAGCAGGCAUGCUCACUUUAUGUCACCAUUUUCUUCAAUUAGAAAUUGAGCACUGCUAAAACUAACUUUAACAUCAGUGUUAAUGUUGUUCAUUAAUGGUCAAACUACACAAAUUACUACAUGCCAUCUCAUUGCUCCUGUUACUUGAAAUGCCACCCGGUGUCUUUGCACAAACCCUAUUUUAAAAGACAUGACAGUAUUUUUAAAUUUACCACUAAA
Molecule: messenger RNA, 5639 nt
Organism: Thunnus maccoyii (southern bluefin tuna)
Lineage: Eukaryota; Metazoa; Chordata; Actinopteri; Scombriformes; Scombridae
Product: phosphofurin acidic cluster sorting protein 2-like
Exons: 24
Coding region: 128-2890 (920 amino acids)
Biological process (GO): protein localization to plasma membrane
Molecular function (GO): transmembrane transporter binding
Source: RefSeq, a predicted model, not a curated record